This is a messenger RNA of Acanthopagrus latus (yellowfin seabream), 2485 nucleotides long. It is a transcript of the gene ada2a, whose product is annotated as adenosine deaminase 2a. NCBI's taxonomy places the organism in Eukaryota, Metazoa, Chordata, Actinopteri, Spariformes, Sparidae. The transcript is spliced from 10 exons. Gene Ontology annotation, biological process: adenosine catabolic process; inosine biosynthetic process. Bases 341 to 1858 code for a protein of 505 amino acids. The record is from RefSeq and is a predicted model, not a curated record. Gene Ontology annotation, molecular function: adenosine deaminase activity.
GUAGAACCGUUUGCCUAACGGGGAUAAUAAACCGUUUACAGACCCGAGACAAACGCACUUCUGCCUUAUUUCACCUGUUAGCUUGUUUAUCUCAUGACUCUGCCGUAAUAAAGUUAGUUAUAGAACUAAAGCUUUACGUUUUUCUAGCUGACACCGUCGAGAAGUAGUUUCCGUGGUCCACUGUUAUAAAGUCAUUCAGCUGGAGUGUUUACCAAAUCGUCGUGAGCUGUCGUAGAAAGCAGCUAAGCUAGCCAUGGUGCACUGACCUGCUGUUAUCAUACAGUUUAUACGUUCAUUAGACUGUGCACCGUUAUUGAAGGAAGCUCCACUCACUGUUUGGAUGAUGGCAGUCUCGCUGCAGCGCCCCCACGCGGCUGUGGCAUGUCUGCUCUUGUGCUGCUUGACCGGUAGCCUGUCCAUCCCAGACCCCAGGCAAAGAGAGGCCCUCAUAGAACAGGAAGCCUCCAUGCAGACAGGUGGCCAGAUGGUGCUGACCGACGCCGAGAAGCGGCUUGACGCUGUGCUCUUCAGAAUGAAGCAGGAGGAGAUGAUGAGAGCGGACUUUCCUCCCGCCAUGCACUUCUUCAAGGCCAGGCCCCUCAUCAGGAGCAGCCCCAUCUUCGGCCUGCUGCAGAAGAUGCCAAAAGGGGCAGCUCUCCAUGUCCACGACCUCUCCAUGGGGAGCAUGGAGUGGCUGGUGAAGGACGUGACCUAUCGGCCCCACUGCUACAUGUGCGUCACUGACAGCCAGUCCAUCAGAUUCAUCUUCUCCCGAAGGCCCAAAGCUCAGCCACACUGCUCUGACUGGACCCUGCUGGAAGACCUCAGGGCCAAGCUGGUCAACGCCACAGAACUUGACAACAGCAUCAUGGCCAACCUGACGAUCUUCACCGAUCAGGAUCCAGAAGUGCUGUACCCAAGUCAGGAUGUGAUAUGGAACAGGUUUGAACAGGCCUUCCUUGCAAUGUGGGGUCUGGUCACAUACGCUCCUGUGUUCAGUGAAUACUACUACCGCGGCCUCACUGAGUUUUACAUGGACAACGUCAUGUAUCUGGAACUGCGGGCUUUACUCCCAGAGACAUACGAGCUGGAUGGAACCACACAUGACAAACCCUGGACUCUGAAGACCUACCAGGAUGUCACCAGACAGUUCACAGCAGAGCAUCCCGACUUCUUUGGUGCGAGAAUCAUCUUCACAGUCCAUAGGGGAGUUAAUAUGUCUGUGAUGACUGAAGUUGUGGAGGAGGCUAUGAAGCUACAGAGAGACUUCUCAGAUAUCAUGGCUGGUUUCGACCUGGUGGGCCGCGAGGACAGUGGCAGACCCCUGUGGUACUUCAGAGAUGCCUUGUCACUGCCAUUAGAGAGAGGGGUGACUCUUCCUUUCUUUUUCCAUGCUGGAGAGACUGAUCUGGAGGGCACAGAGGUGGACCAGAAUUUGUUGGAUGCCCUUUUGUUCAACACCUCUCGUAUUGGCCAUGGAUUUGCUCUUGUUCGCCACCCAGUGGCCAAAGGCCUAUCAAGGAGGAAAGGGGUGGCAGUGGAAGUGUGUCCAAUCUCCAACCAGGUGAUGAAGCUGGUAAAAGACCUGCGAAACCAUCCAGCAGCUGCACUCAUGUCAGAGAACCACCCACUGGUCAUCAGUUCUGAUGACCCUGCCAUGUUUGGUGCCUCUGGACUCUCUUACGACUUCUAUGAAGCUUUUGUGGGCUUUGGCGGCAUUAGAUCCAAUUUGGGCUCCCUCAAAGAGCUGGCCAUAAACUCUAUUAGGUAUAGUUCUUUGACUCUGAAGCAACAGGAGAAAGCCCUGGCUCUCUGGCAGAGACAAUGGGAUAAGUUUGUCUCUGAAAAUGCUCUUUAGAAAGAAAAUUGCUUUUUUUUAUGGUAAGAUAGGGAAAUCUUCAAAUGCCUCAAAUGCCUACUUUGUGAAAGCAUCACCUUUUAGCUGAGGUCAAUUAAACAUGGGAAUGUGAAAAAUAUCUUUCUUCUAUGACAGCUUGUGUCUGCUGUGAAAAAGCUGCUGUUCCACAUAUACAGCACAUAAACUGCACAGUGUGUAACAAGCAUGCGCUGUGUCAUAUUAAAUUAAGGGUGAUUACUUGAAAUACACAUUGACAUAGCUUUAAUCACAGACACCUUGUUGUAUCUAGUUUUAUUCUGAAUUUUAAUGUAUUUGCACUUUAACAUUCAGAGCUGCCGGAUGUGCUGAUGUUUUUUGGGACAUUUAAAGUUCCAUAUGAUUUUUUUUGUGAAGUGUUUUUGUGGCUUGCUUGUGCUUUGUAAGAGUGAAAGAAAUAGCUUAUUGAAAUUGGUCUUAAAUCUUGUAUUUUUUUUUAACUGUCACGGAUAUAUAAAGGGACAUAGUUGCCACAUUUGAUGUAUGAAAAAAACUCAUCAAGAUUUUUUAUGAACAGCUAUCAGUAUCAUCCAGACAUGUUGUGAACUGCCAAACUUGAAUUUGACAUAAUAAAAUGAACCUCUGAUUUUU